AAAUCGUUUCCUUGGUCACGUGGCAAGUGUUCAAGGAUGCAAGAUGGCGACGUCUUCCAUAUCGGUGCAGUGCCCUGUUUGUUUGAAAGACUUCACCUCCGACGCUAUUAAUGGUCAUCUCGAUGUUUGUCUACUGAAGGGUGAUGCCGAAGGUGGACCACCGAUGAAAAAGUUUCGUUCCGAAGCUGCGCCAAAGCUUGCGGGUGCAGACCACACGGCGCUUUCCCCUGCUUCCUCUGGAGUAUUCUCCAUGUUCCACGGCAACAAGUCGAAAAGCUCACAUCAAAAUGACACGGACGCGUCACUACCCAACAAACAAGCUAGUGGCGGUGGCGCGGUCAACAAGGCAGUCAAGAGUAGCUUUCCGCCCGAGCUCCAAGCCGAACCCAAACAUUCUGGGGCGCAAAGUAAGAGCGACGGACGAACCUUGAACGCAACACCUAAUUUGGAUCUACGGACACUAUUAGCCUCAAACAAACCACUGGCAGAGAUUUUGAGGCCGAACUCGAUGGAGGAGUACUUUGGUCAGAGCAAAGUUGUCGGGGAACAAACCCUCCUGCGGUCCCUGUUGGACUGCCAGGAAAUACCCUCUCUCAUCCUCUGGGGACCACCAGGAUGUGGCAAGACCACUCUGGCUCACAUCAUUGCCAGCAACAGCAAAAAGAAGGGCACGGCUCGUUUCGUGCCACUCUCCGCCACCAGCGCGUCCACCGCCGACGUGCGAGAAGUCAUCAAGCAAGCGCAGAAUGAGCUGCGGCUGUUCAAACGCAAGACCAUCCUGUUCAUUGACGAAAUCCACCGCUUCAAUAAAUCGCAACAGGACACGUUCCUCCCUCACGUCGAGUGCGGAACAGUCACUCUGAUUGGGGCCACCACCGAGAAUCCGUCCUUCCAGGUGAACGCCGCUCUGCUGAGCCGCUGCAGAGUACUCGUCCUCGAGAAGCUCUCGGUAGAGGCGAUGGGCUCGAUCCUGGACCGGGCGGUGGCGGCGCUCGGGAUCACCGUGCUGGAACGGGAUCAAGCCAAUCCCCAAUGGCCGGACCACGAAGCGGACCCAAACGAGCCCAAAAUUUACAUUGAGCAAAAGGCCCUGGACACAAUCGCCUACCUGUGUGACGGCGACGCUCGGACAGGGCUGAACAGUCUGCAGCUGGCCGUUCAGGCUCAGGUCAGCUUGACCCAGCCUGGACUGACAGGACCAGAUGGUUCCGCCCAGGAAAUUCUUGUGAAGGAAGAACACAUUAAGGAAGGUCUCCAGAGGUCUCAUAUUCUGUACGACAAAGCUGGCGAAGAGCAUUUCAACUGCAUCUCGGCAUUGCACAAGUCCAUGAGAGGCUCCCACGAGAACGCCGCCCUCUACUGGCUGGGCCGCAUGCUGGAAGGAGGCGAGGAUCCGCUCUACGUGGCUCGCAGGCUGGUCCGCUUUGCCAGUGAGGACGUAGGUCUCGCCGAUCCCUUGGCUCUGCCUCAGGCCGUGUCCACUUACCAGGCCUGUCACUUCAUCGGGAUGCCCGAAUGCGAGGUGAUCCUGGCUCAGUGCGUGGUCUACCUCUCCCGGGCGGCCAAAUCGGUGGACGUGUACAAGGCCUACAACAACGUGAAGGCCUGUUUGCGGAACCACAAAGGGCCCCUGCCUCCCGUUCCGCUGCACUUGCGCAACGCACCCACCCGUCUCAUGAAGCAGUUGGGCUACGCCAAGGGCUACAAAUACAAUCCGGCCUUCGGCACUCCGGUGGAGCAGCACUACCUGCCCGAGGAGUUGCGCGACAUUGACUUCUUUACCUGGACGCCAUUGCAAGGAUGAUAAGCAAAGUCACUUGUCCACUCUUCAGCUUAUGUUUGCACUCCUGAAAGUAAAAUAAGACUGAGCAUUG
Syngnathus acus (greater pipefish) is the source of this 1874-nucleotide messenger RNA. It is a transcript of the gene wrnip1, whose product is annotated as WRN helicase interacting protein 1. Gene Ontology annotation, cellular component: nucleus. Lineage: Eukaryota; Metazoa; Chordata; Actinopteri; Syngnathiformes; Syngnathidae. The transcript is spliced from 7 exons. The record is from RefSeq and is a predicted model, not a curated record. Gene Ontology annotation, biological process: regulation of DNA repair; DNA-templated DNA replication; DNA repair. The coding region runs from base 44 to 1804 and encodes 586 amino acids. Gene Ontology annotation, molecular function: ATP binding; single-stranded DNA helicase activity; DNA binding.